This is a messenger RNA of Paramecium octaurelia, 2104 nucleotides long. Lineage: Eukaryota; Ciliophora; Oligohymenophorea; Peniculida; Parameciidae. The record is from the annotation of a GenBank genome assembly.
AAUGAUCAAUCAAUCCAAUCAGAGCAAGAAAGAGCAAUAGUAUUUUAAUUUCCAACAAUACAUCGAUUGGGUAUUUGAAGAAAAUUAAGAUACUUAUAUGUCUGAUCGUAAUCAAUUGAUUCCAACGCAAACAAACUUAGUAAUAACUGCAAUACAUGAUGAUUAAAUUUAAAACCUUACAUGGUUGUUUCGAAAAUGUCACAAUGAGAGAGAACAAACAAAAUAAGAUAAUGUAUUUCUAUAAUUUUAUCGCAUGAUCAGAUCAAUUUUUUUAUUUCUAUUAUUAUUUGUUAACAAAAAAAUAGAUGCCACAAGAAUAACAACUUUGAUGAAUUCAAUAAGUAUUUUAUAGGAUAAGAAAAUUCUCUAAUUAUUCCUAGCAGACCCUAGACUAGAUAUUUUGGAAUAAUAAUAUUCCCUGGAUUCAAUAUUACAAUAAGGAACUGAAUAGGAAAGAAACUUUCAAGUCCUACUUGAUAUUUGGUCAGAUCUAAAGGAUGAAAAGUUGGAUGGUUCAACAUUAACAUUACCUAAGUCUGAUUGUGAAUUUUUAGUUGAUUUUGCAAGAGUACAUGCCUGUUUAACUAUAUCCUAAAACAAUAAAAUAGCGGCAAAAAAAAGGGAGAAAGAAAAAUAAAUAACAUAAAUGAUGGAAUUAGAGAAGGAAAAACAAGCUUAGAGAUUGUUUUAGAGUUAAUUGAGGAAAGAACAAAUACAUUUUUUGAAAAUAGUAAAAAUUGUUCACAAGGAAGGAUCCCAAUCAAUUUUUCUAUAACCUAAUGGAAAUAUGUAUUUAUCAUAAAUUAUUUUUUAGAGUUAAGGGCAAGGUUUGGUUUCCAUAACAUACUCCUCAUCUUUGUCCUUUAUGGUUGAGUUCCAAUUUUGAAAUCCUAUCAUUAUACUUUAACAAUAACUUAAAUGCAGAUUUAAGAAAAUAUUGUGGUUUAAUAUCAUAUAAAGGUCCUGUUAAUGAUUAUUUUGAACCUCAUACAUAUGAGUUUGACAAUGAAAUAGAAGGGGUAAUGGAAGCAAUUUCAAAUGAUACGACUUAUAAAGGAGGGUUUAAAAAUGGGCUUAUUGAUGGAACGAAUAGAGUCUACUAUAAACCUAACGUAUUAUAAUAUUAUGGAGGACAUAAAAAUGGGUAAAAACAUGGAGAAGGAUAUAUUUUGGAAUAUCCUUCUUAACCAAAUUAGCCAAUAUAUAUGAAAGGUCAUUUUGAGUCAAAUUAGAAACAAGGUUUAUUUGUUAAUCACAUACUUGUUGACUCUACAAAAAGGGAAAAAAUAUUUUAGAGAUUGGGCAAUAUAUAAGAAUAUUAUAAGCAUGGAUAAAAAAGUGAGAUUGAAAUUUAAUAAUAUAAGCCCAGUUAAAAUCCAAGUUGCCAAUUAUUGAAUUUUUAUGAAUAUGGAAUAAAUAAUUUUUAACUAGCUUCACUUCGACCAGGAGGAUGGAUAAAUUCAAGUAUAAUUGAUAUUUUGCUGAAGUAAUUGUUAACUUUGGUAAAUAACUCAAAUCUUACAAAUCAAAAUAAUGGCAUUUCAAAAAUUAAAACAAUUUUUAUCAAUUGCAGUCAAUUUUAAGAUAUUUUUGGAAGCAUGGUAACAAAAGGUGAAAAAAUAAAUACGUAUGAUAUUCUUUUAUUUUUAGUGAAUUGAAUGAUAUAAAAUAAAGUAUUAUGAUGCACGAUAAAUUAAAUGGCAAUAAUGAUAAUUUUCAAAAUAUUCGAAUAGUAUUUUACUUUAACUUAGAUAGAAGUCAUUUUUUAUCAGCUUUAUAUGAAAGUGAACAGUUAUAUUUAAUUGAUUCUUUAAAAGAUAAUCGAAAAGCGGUUGUACACUAAAUUACAUAGUUCUUAUAAUUUUUUGGAUUAAAGGUUUAAGGAUUAAAUGAGAAUUUUAGGGUAAGUUAGCAACAAAACUCAUUUGACUGUGGAGCUUACACAAUAUUUUAUGUAAGUUAAAUAAUAAAAAAUCAACAUUUAACAAUAGAAUAAAUGAUUAAAAAGAAUUGCUUUGAAAUUUCAUAGCCAUAAAUAAACUAUUUAAGAUAUCUAAUCUAUUUAAACCUAAUAGGCGAUGGAGCAUCAAUCAUGUAAUUGUGA